Messenger RNA from Haplochromis burtoni (Burton's mouthbrooder), 3873 nucleotides. RefSeq names its product deoxynucleoside triphosphate triphosphohydrolase SAMHD1. The transcript has 17 exons. Gene Ontology annotation, cellular component: nucleus. Gene Ontology annotation, molecular function: dGTPase activity. The record is from RefSeq and is a predicted model, not a curated record. The coding region runs from base 187 to 1776 and encodes 529 amino acids. Lineage: Eukaryota; Metazoa; Chordata; Actinopteri; Cichliformes; Cichlidae. Gene Ontology annotation, biological process: regulation of innate immune response; dGTP catabolic process; defense response to virus.
CUUUAUAUAAAGAGGACAGCUUGAAGUGCAUAUCAUCAGUAACAAGGACAUCCUUUUCAUGCAGACUGAAGUCAGAUUCAUUGCUGUUGCCAAGAAAACAACAUCACUGAUCUUCGUCAGCUAAUUCCUGAUCAGGUGGAGAAAAUUGGCAUAGAGGAUAGUAUCCAUCUUCCAAUCUACAACACUAUGGAAAAUCAACAUGACACCAAAGAAAGCAAGGUCUUUUAUGAUCCCAUCCAUGGGCUUUUAGAGUUACACCCACUUCUUGUCAAAAUCAUUGACACACCUCAGUUUCAGAGACUACGAAACAUCAAGCAACUUGGAGGGGCCUAUUUUGUUUUCCCUGGAGCAUCUCACAAUCGCUUUGAGCAUUCACUUGGAGUGGCGUACCUAGCAGGCCAGUUUGCAGAAGCUCUAAGUACAAAGCAGCCAGAACUCAAUAUCACGCCUAAAGACAUCCUGUGUGUGCAGAUUGCAGGACUUUGCCAUGAUCUGGGACAAGGACCCUUUUCCAUUGUCUUUGAGGAAAUGUUCAUCCCGGAAAGAAGGGCAGAUCUGUCGGACUGUAGAAGGAAGCGCCAGGAGAUUUCUGUGAAGAUGUUUGAUCACUUAUUGAGUACCAAUAAUCUCCAUUCAUCAAUGAAGAAUUAUGGUCUGAAUGUGGAUGGUCAAAAUGAAAGUGACCUGGUGUUCAUCAAGGAAAUGAUCCGAGGACAUCUGAACACUGAUGAAACUCAAGACCAGUUCAUGGGUCGAACAAAGGACAAGUACUUCCUCUAUGAAAUUGUGGAAAAUGAGAAAAAUGGCAUUGAUGUGGACAAGUUUGACUACAUUGCCAGAGAUAGCUACUAUCUGGGUAUUCAGAGUAGCUUUGACCAUCGCCGCUGCCUCGUGUUUGCCCGGGUGUGUAGGGUGGACGGGAUAAACCACAUCUGCUUUAGAGACAAGGAGGUGAGCAAUCUGUAUAGCAUGUUCCAAAUAAGGAGCUUACUCCACAGAACAGCCUACCAGCACAAAACGACCAGGAUCAUAGAGGUUAUGAUCAAAGAUGCCCUCUUACAAGCAGGUGAAUGCAUCCGGAUUGAAGGCUCAGAAGGAAAAAUAUUCAGUUUAUCCACAGCUAUAGGAGACAUGGAAGCCUACACCAAGCUCACAGAUUGUGUAUUUGAAAAAAUACUCCACUCCUCCGAGAGGCCUGAUGAAAUGAUUCGGAUGCUAGAACAAGAGUUGAAAACAGAUCCUUCCAUCCUGUUCAAGGACUCAAGUCCCUCACCCACCAAAGAAAACAUGGAGACCUACAAAAAGAUGAAAAAGAAUAUUAUUGAAGAAGCCAUCAACUCAUCCUCCAAAGAGAUGGGUGAGGCCAAGACGCUUCUAUUAAAGAUCGUCUCUCGACAAAUCUACAAGUGUUUGGGAAAAAUGAAAAAUCCCACCAUGCCAGAGAUUGAUACUUGGAAACAGGAAUUGGCCCGAGCAUGCCCACCUGGGGACAAUCAAAAGGUCACAGUUACAGCCAACGACUUUGAAAUUGUGCACUUUACCAUGGAUUAUGGGAUAACAGAAAAUGAACUCAUUGAAAAUGUAUUUUUCUACAAAAAGAAUCAACCUGACAAACCAUUCAACCUCCGUGAAGAUGAGGUUUCUAUGCUUCUCCCAAAGUGCUCCUCUGAGCAGUUCAUAAGGGUGUACUAUAAGAACAUCAAUGAAGAAGUCGUUGAGACUGCCCAGAAGCACUUUGAUAAGUGGCUCUCAGACAAAAUGGAAAUGCAGCAGUAAUGAAAAAUAAAGCUGAAGAUGACCUAAAAUGAAAAACAUGAAACAUUCAGUGACUCAUUGAGAUUGAGGACUCUAAAAUAAUGAAUACAUACUUUUAGUCUGAUCUUUUUUUCUUUUAUAUUAGACUUCUGAAAUUUGUAGCUUUAUAUGUUUUUUUCAAGUGAUUAAGUUAUAACAUAAGAAAAGUAUGCAAAUAUUUAAGAAGACUCAAUUUACUUAAAGUACCAUAUGUUAUAUAUCAGAUAAUGGUUAUAUUCAUGUCUUAUAUGCUAUAGUGGAGGUUUGAAAAGAGGUAAUUACAUUGAAGGUUAAAGGACAGAUGAUCAUGGCUGUACAUGCUGUAAAACCCAAAUGAUAUUUGUUAUUUUAUUAUUUUAAUUUAAUUUGCUGGUUGGAUGUCUGAUUUGGAGAGUGUCAUCCUAACGAAAAGAUGAGCGGCAGAGUUGAAGGUGAUUUUCACUGGGAGCGACCAGGAUGAGUACAUCAGAGAGACAGCUCAGCGGUUUGAAGACAAAGUUAGAGAAGCAAGCCUGAGAUGCUCUGGACAUGUGCAGAGGAGGGAAAAUUGAUAUACUGGACAAAGAAUGCCGAAUAUAAGGCUGUCAGGUGUGGAGGAAAAGAGAAAUAUAACAGAGAAGAUUCAUGGAUAUAGUGAAGGACAUGAAAGACAGUUGUUUGACACAGGAGGCAGCCAGGGAUGGGAAAGAUGCAGGCACAUGAUCCACUGUGGUGACCACCCUAAGUAAGCAAUGGAAAGAAGAUGACUCUUUGAUGAGAACUGACCUCAACAUCAUAAGUUCAUUUUAAGGUCUACUUCUUAAAUGUGUGGAUUUUCUGCUGUGCAGUCUGCAUUUUAUCUAAUAGUUUGAGAUCUUAACUCUUUGUUUUGAUGACUGGGAAACUUUAACAGGUGUAAAAGCAGUCUACUUAUCCCUUGUGUGUCCCAUCAGCUGGAAUUCACAUUUAUUUAGAGAAGGAUGACCCACAUUGUGAGACUUCAAUUAAUCUUUAGGGAAUGAAAAAUAAUAAUACAAAUAAAAAUAAUUUUAAAAAACCCAUGGGAGGUUUAAUUAAUUUAUUUUCAUUUGUUUUUCACCCGCUGUACAUGUAGUGGAAAAUGAUUCUUUGCAAAAACUGAAAAAAACAAAUGCUUUCUAAAUUAGGGUCACAUUGUAAUGCUUUUUAAAUCUUGCUUGUGUCAAUAACUACUAGACUGCAGUACUCUAAACAUUUAUUUGUGUAAUUGAAAGUACCACAUGGGUUGACACGUUGACAUGUAGCAGAAAUACAGCUGAUCUGUAAACCUGGACCUGCAUUUUAGCUGAGUCAUAUGUUGCAGUAACAGUUGAGGUCUUCCUUGAAUGAAAGGUAAAUGUAGGGUGGUAUGCACACACGAAUGAACUGAUCUGCUGUACAAAAAAUGCUAAAUAUCCUGCUACAUAUCAUUUUGGGUUAGGGUUAGGUUUAUUAGAGCUUAUUAGAGUUUAUUAGAGCUAUUUUUAUUUUUAUUAGUCUUUGUACCAGAUCUCUUGAUUCUACAAAUGCUGUGUGAUCUGCUCUGUGAUCUUUGAGAGUGACAUCAUAAUGAAAUGGCUACAACCCUGCUUCUUAAAACAAUCUGACAUAAUGUGCUUUAAGUUAUGCAAAUUCUGGAAAAGAUAUUGUGGAAUGCUUAAAAUCACCUUUUUCAAGUCUCUUUUAAAACAGCAUUUUUAAAACUAAUACUCCAUUAAAAUAGUAAUACUGAAAAACUGUUGGAAGCUGUGAUUAUAUGCCUGUCCAUACCUGCUGUGAAAACAUCCAUUCUACACUGAUCAUAGUGCAAGUAAACGGGGGUAAAGAAAGUUUUCUUCCCUCACAAAUGUGCAGCUGAACAUCGUAUGAUGUAUCCCCUGGAUAAAAAGAUAAUUUGAUGAUUAAAAAAGGAAACACUGAAAUCUCAAUUUUGCUUCUUUAGGGUUUCACAUCUCCUUUCUUUUGCACCCCAUUCUUGAUGACCAUUGUGUACAAUUUUCUUUGUCCUAAACUGUGUAGGUAGUUCUUCAGAAUGUCAUCUGACCAAAGACAAACGAGGCCCCCUUUCUCUGAAACAACGAG